Messenger RNA from Colletotrichum destructivum, 978 nucleotides. RefSeq lists its product as uncharacterized. NCBI's taxonomy places the organism in Eukaryota, Fungi, Ascomycota, Sordariomycetes, Glomerellales, Glomerellaceae. The transcript is spliced from 3 exons. Bases 194 to 595 code for a protein of 133 amino acids. The record is from RefSeq and is a predicted model, not a curated record.
UCUCUUCUUUUUUGGUGCAUUGGUAGUAAACCCCGUGAAAGCACCGAAGUUCCUCCACGACACCCGACGCCGACUCGACUAGGACUUCUCCCCUCUUCUCAACUCACGUUGCCCAGGCCAGCCAGCGUGAAGCCGAGGAGAAGAUUUUUGGACACCACAUUUCGCGUCGCCGGCCCGCGUUAAGAAGAGCGAGAUGUCCGACGAAGACGGAGGCCUGUUCAGCAUCGCCAUCGAUGACUCGGACGAGGAGGGCCUGAUUUCGGAGGAGGCGGCCAAGGCCAAGGAGAGGCCCAGAGACUGGCAGUCGGAGGAGGAGUUCCAGGAGCUCAGGGCCACGUACAGAGUCAACUUGCAAGACGGUGAUAUAUGGCAGAAGAUCGAGCUGCCCCUGGCCGCCGUUGCUCAAAAGACCAGCAAGCCGGCGCUGCAAGAGCUGCUGCACGCCGUGGAGGAGCUGUACUUCCUCCGCCGGUUCGAGGAGGCCGCGAGGUUCGCGAGGCGGGUCCUGGACGGGAGCGACGCGGCGCUGGAUCGCGACACAAGGCAGCUGCUGGUGCGGUACGAGGAAAAGUGCCGAGGUCGGAUGGGGAAGUGAGAGAUAAUACCCGGUCGAAACUGCACAUUACCAUGGACGGAUUAGAUGUGUGGUGUGGGUGGUCUAUUAUUUCUAAAAAAGGACACUCUAAUUCUAGUCCAGAGACUGGGAGAUGCUUCUUUUUUGGUGUGUAAAACCGCACCCUCCUCGAGUGCUCUGAUCGUGUAGGGGUAUUCCCAAACUCCGAAAAAACUUUGUACAAUCGAGAGCCUCAGCUGAGACUUGAGGCCCUCGGGGGAUGGUUGUGUCUACCCCAAAAAAAUCCGAUGUCUGAACGCCGUUCUAAAACCCUGUUUUCCGUAACCGCCCUUUUUUUUCCAGAAUCAUGCUGCCCGCUGUACAGAAAUCGACGAGGAAACGCUGCAACGCAAGUAGUCUUGUCG